GGCAGAGUUUGGUUUCUGGAGGGGAGGGAAGGCGAGGGCUGUGACAGGGAAGAAACAAAAGGAAGACCAGGCUGUAUGUAAACACAGCUGCAGAGGGGCACACCAGUGGGCACAGGCGGGCACCCCAGCAGCAUGCCAGUCAUCAUCCAACACUCAGGGCAUGCAUGCAAGGCUGGCACGCUGCUCCUAGGUUAGCAAUGGGUGUGUGAGUGACGUGCAUGCCCUCGCCAGUGCCUAGUGCCCAGCUGCCAUGUCCUGCCAGGGGCAGCGGAUCCUGGAGACCAGACUGGGCGAUGCAGAGUGCACACAGACCAUCGUCAAGAUGGCAUUUCGCAAGGCGUAUUCCAUCAAAGACAAGCUGGAAGCCAUAGAGAGAGUUAAAAAUGGCGAACGUCAAGCCAGCGUCUCCAGAGACUUCGGGGUGCCAGGAGGAACUCUCCGAGGGUGGCUGAAAGACGAGCAGAAGCUCAGAUGGUUUCUGGACCAGCUCGGCGGGGAUGUAGGGACACAGAGGAAAAAGAUGCGCUUGGCCAACGAAGAAGAGAUUGACCGUGCCGUGUACUCGUGGUUCAUCACUCUACGACAACAAGGCAUUCCUCUGUCCGGGCCAAUUAUCCAGGCCCAAGCUGAGAUGUUUGCCAAGCAGAUCUAUGGAGAGGACUGCACCUUCAAGGCUAGCCAUGGCUGGUUCUGGCGUUGGCAGAAAAGACAUGGGAUCUCCAGUCAGCGCAUCUAUGGUGAACCAGAGGUCAGGCCGUCAGAUAUGGACACGGUUCUGGUCUACCCAGAAGAACAACCCAAGGCACCGGCAAAUGAGAGCGGCUACGGUGAUGAACAGAUCUACAACGCCAAUGUCACUGGACUGUAUUGGAAGCUCCUUCCAGACCAGAUGCAUGAGAUGUCAAUGGCUAAGCAGCCCCGCGGCUACCGGAGAGUCAAGGACAGAGUUGCCAUUCUUCUGGCCGCCAACCUUACAGGCAACCACAAGCUGAAACCAUUAAUUGUUGGAAAACUGCAGGAUCCAGCAAGUCUUCGGUGCCACAACCCAGACAAGUUCCCGGCAACCUACAAAUAUUGCAAGAACAUGCAGAUGACAUCAAACCUACUCAGACAGUGGUUUUUCGAGGACUUUGUGCCUGGAGUAAAACGUUACUUAAGGCGAUGCUGUCUCCAAGAAAAAGCAGUUCUCCUGGUCAACCAGUGUCCUGGGAGCCCCCCUGAGAAGGAGCUUCAGACCCCCGACGGCAGCAUAAGGGUCUUGUUCCUUUCCAAAAACACCAGAAGUAAGAUCGUGUCCAUGGACCAAGGAGUUAUGGCUUCCUUCAAGCAGCUCUACAAGCGCGAGCUCCUGAGGAUGGCGGUGUCCUCUGAUAGUUCUCCUUCAGAUUUUGUCAAGUCCUUUCUAUUAAAAGACAUGAUCUACCUGUCUGGUCAGGCGUGGGGCAUGAUACAGGCCGUAAGUAUCGAGAAGUGUUGGCUCUAUGGCCUCAGAGCUGCUUUCGAGAGUGGCGCCAUGGCUGACACAGCUGGCGACGACUAUAGCAAGGUCUUCUCUGACUUGACCAACCUGGCUGCCCUUGUGUACAAACAUUUGACCCCAGAGGAUAUAGCUGAGUGGGUGCACCUGGAUGACCCCAUGCCCGCCAUGCUGGAAUCCUCAGAGGGGAUGACCCCAGACUCCUCGGGUGACUUUAUUAAAGAAGAAACCAGUGAUGAUGAGGAUGACAUAGAGUAUGACAUAAACCCGACAGCAGCCGAAGCCGUUCAGGGGCUGGAGACUGCUUUACGGUGGUUUGAAACCCAGAAGCCGCAGAAUGUGGCUCCUGUAGAAAUAGCGCAGCUGCAUUCAUUACUCGCCACUGCACAGCGUCUCCAGCUAAUGCAUUCACAAACCAAAGGUGCCAACUGUGGCGGCUCCUAACUGAUGACAUUGCAUGGUGAAAGGGCACCGAUGGUAUCAGAGACGUGUAGGUAGCAGUUAUAGAUAUACACGAUGUAUACACCCCUGUAUAUGCAGUCAUGUGUCAUGGUAGUUCCUCAGGAAAUAUUGCACUAUAUUUAGACAAUUUCACCUGUUUAGCUGUAAUCUGUGACUUAGAAAUCUGUAUUAUGCCGCAGUCUCACCGGUCGGAUGUCGCUCUCACCACAUUUUACACAGGGAAAUUAUUUACGUUUCAUUAUAUUUUAGGGCGGGCCGUUAUAGGCACUUUGGGGCCAAAUAAAAGUAAUUCUGCAAUAUUAGGUCCUAAUUUAUUUAUCUCAGAUCUUUGAGGUAAUAUCCCAGUCUGUGAGGUAUUACGUCAGAUCUGUGGGGAAAAAUAUCAGUCUGUGAGGUAAUAAUGCAGUCUGUGAGGUAAUAUCUCAUCCUAGUCUGUGAGGUAAUAUCUCAGAUCUAUGAGGUAAUAUCCCAGUCUGUGAGGUAUUACGUCAGAUCUGUGGGGAAAAAUAUCAGUCUGUGAGGUAAUAAUGCAGUCUGUGAGGUAAUAUCUCAUCCUAGUCUGUGAGGUAAUAUCUCAGAUCUGUGAGGUAAUAUCUCAGAUCUAUGAGGUAAUAUCCCAGUCUGUGAGGUAAUAUCUCAGAUCUGUGAGGUAAUAUCUCAAAUCUGUGCGGUAAUAUCCCAGUCUUUAAGGUAAUAUCUCAUCCUAGUCUGUGAGGUAAUAUCUCAGAUCUGUGAGGUAAUAUCUCAGAUCUAUGAGGUAAUAUCCCAGUCUGUGAGGUAGUAUCCCAGUCUGUGAGGUAAUAUCUCAGAUCUGUGAGGUAAUAUCCCAGUCUGUGAGGUAAUAUCCCAGUCUGUGAGGUAAUAUCUCAUCCUAGUCUGUGAGGUAAUAUCUCAGAUCUGUGAGGUAAUAUCUCAGAUCUAUGAGGUAAUAUCCCAGUCUGUGAGGUAGUAUCCCAGUCUGUGAGGUAAUAUCUCAGAUCUGUGAGGUAAUAUCCCAGUCUGUGAGGUAAUAUCCCAGUCUGUGAGGUAAUAUCUCAGAUCUGUGAGGUAAUAUCUCAGAUCUGUGAGGUAAUAUCACAGUCUGUGAGGUAAUAUCUCAGAUCUGUGAGGUAAUAUCUCAGUUUGUGGGGUAAAAUCUAAAUUUGUGGGAUUAUAUCUGAGAUCUGUGAGGUAAUAUCUCAAAUCCUUGGGGUAAAAUCUGUCUGUGGGCAGUAUUCUGUCUAUACAGUAAUAUUUUAAUCUCUGUGGGGUAAUAUCACAGUCUAUGGGGUAAUAUUUCAGAUUUGUGGAGUAAUAUCCCAGUCUGUGGGUAAUUUCUCAGAUCUUUAGGGGAAUAUCCCAGUCAGUGGGGUACAAUGUCAAAGCUGUGGGUAAUAUCUUAGUCUACCGGGUAAUAUCCCAGUCUGUGAGGUAAUAUCUGAGAUAUAUGGAGUAGGGGGUAAAAUCUUUGGGAUAAUAUCUCAGUGUCUGGGGUUAUAUCCCAGACUGUAAAGUAAUAUCUCCGUCUACGGGGUAAUAUCCCAGUUUGUGAGGUAAUUUCUCCAAUCUGUGGGGUAAUAUCCCAAUCUGUAAGGUAAUAUCCCAGUCUUUUGGGUAAAAUAUUAAAUCUGUGGAGUAAUCUUUGAGGUAAUUUCUCAGAGCUGUGGGGUAAUAUCCCAGCCUGUGUAACAUUUUAGUCUUUAGGGUAAUAUCUCUGCGGGGUAAUACCUUUUAUCUUUCUUUAGAUCUUCCACAUUCAUCAAAUUUUCCAGUCGUCCAUGGUUUGGCAGACAGGUAUAAUGGGGGGUCUUCUUACCUUAUGGCCGGUUUGGUAGACACAUUUUGGCAUCCGUUUUACCGCUGCAAGUCCUGACCCAACCACGUUUCUGAUUACCUGAAUUUACAGCUGUCAGUUCAGGUCAUCAGACCCCCCUAGUCUGGCAGAAUUUCCGGGUUCACACUGCGUUUUUUUGUUUAGUUUUUUACUGUACAUUUAAUUUUGCUGUGUACAAAGCGGUCAACUACACUAUUGUAUAUAUUUUUUUAAACCUGUAUACAUUACUGUCUUUUUGUAUAGUGUAGGUCAACAGGAAGCAGAUUCUGGUAAUUGGCAUACAUCAGCAUCCAUUUUUAGCAUCCAUUAAUGUAUAGGUUUUUUUUCUUUUCGGGUAGGGUCACACGUAGUGCAUCCGUAUCAUAUUUCCAGCUGUGAAUGCGCCGACGGCAGUCACAAUAGCGAGCUCCCUGUUGCGACCGGGUAGUUCUGUGUGUCUGCUUGUAGCGGCUGCUAUGAGCGGAUGCACAGAACUACCCGGCAGCAGCAGGGAGCACACUCUUGUGACUGCCGUCGGUGCAUUCGCAGUGUGAAAUAUACCUCAAUAAAAUCAAAUGUAUAAAACGUAUAUGUUAAACAUAAAAAACGCAGUGUAAGCCUAAUACGGAUGCGAAAAUGUGUCCACGUUACGCUUGUAUGAGACCGGCCUCAGAGAUACAUGAUUUCCGGACCCUGACCCCAUAUGGCUUUAUUCUAUCCUUCUGUUUGCCUUAUUUAAAUAUAUGGAGUGGCUCCAUAAUAUUCCUAUAGUAAUGUGCCUUUCUGCUCCCCAUAGACCCAGCCUGUGAUAUAGACAGACGUGUGAUGGGACUGGGGGGACUGGGAUUUACCACAAAACCAGGAUGCACAUUGUCCACUUUAAGAUGUCUUCCAAUAUGACCCGGACAAACCCAGGGUCACCCCACAAUGUUAUCUUCUGAUAUGUCCCAGCCCAUAGACCCCCACAAUGUUAUCGUCUGAUAUGUCCCUCUGCAUGGACCCCCACAAUGUUAUCUUCUGAAAUGUCCCAGCCCAUAGAUCCCCACAAUGUUAUCUUCUGAAAUGUCCCAGCCCAUAGACCCUCAUAUUGUUAUCUUCUGAUAUGUCCCUCUGCAUGGACCCCCACAAUGUUAUCUUCUAUGUCCCAGCCCAUAGAUCCCCACAAUGUUAUCUUCUGAAAUGUCCCAGCCCAUAGACCCUCAUAUUGUUAUCUUCUGAUAUGUCCCUCUGCAUGGACCCCCACAAUGUUAUCUUCUAUGUCCCAGCCCAUGGACCCCCACAAUGUUAUCUUCUAUGUCCCAGCCCAUAGACCCCCACAAUGUUAUCUUCUGGUAUAUCACAGGCCAUGGAUCCCCACAAUGUUAUCUUCUGGUAUAUCACAGGCCAUGGAUCCCCACAAUGUUAUCUUCUGGUAUAUCACAGGCCAUGGAUCCCCACAAUGUUAUCUUCUGGUAUAUCACAGGCCAUGGAUCCCCACAAUGUUAUCUUCUGGUAUAUCACAGGCCAUGGAUCCCCACAAUGUUAUCUUCUGGUAUAUCACAGGCCAUGGAUCCCCACAAUGUUAUCUUCUGGUAUAUCACAGGCCAUGGAUCCCCACAAUGUUAUCUUCUGGUAUAUCACAGGCCAUGGAUCCCCACAAUGUUAUCUUCUGGUAUAUCACAGGCCAUGGAUCCCCACAAUGUUAUCUUCUGGUAUAUCACAGGCCAUGGAUCCCCACAAUGUUAUCUUCUGGUAUAUCACAGGCCAUGGAUCCCCACAAUGUUAUCUUCUGGUAUAUCACAGGCCAUGGAUCCCCACAAUGUUAUCUUCUGGUAUAUCACAGGCCAUGGAUCCCCACAAUGUUAUCUUCUGGUAUAUCACAGGCCAUGGAUCCCCACAAUGUUAUCUUCUGGUAUAUCACAGGCCAUGGAUCCCCACAAUGUUAUCUUCUGUUGUAGUUGUUUUUUUGUACCCCAUUUCAGCCACAAUAUAUAAAACAAAAAAUGUCCCAGAAAUGCACUUUACACAUUUAUGUCAGGAGCGAUAAAGUUCUGUAAUAAAUGGUUAUUUUUAUGUUGAU
Molecule: messenger RNA, 5790 nt
Organism: Hyla sarda
Lineage: Eukaryota; Metazoa; Chordata; Amphibia; Anura; Hylidae
Gene: TIGD5
Product: tigger transposable element derived 5
Exons: 2
Coding region: 251-1921 (556 amino acids)
Cellular component (GO): nucleus
Molecular function (GO): DNA binding
Source: RefSeq, a predicted model, not a curated record